GCUGGUUUCCUAUCCCCUCCAUCCGGCAAUCCCUAUCCCUUUCUCCCAAGAAUCUGCCACCAAGAUCGAACAUCGCCCACGAAAGAAAAGCUCCAGCGCUCCGCGCGAGGCUCCCCCGUCCCCGCGCUACCCGUGCGCCGCACCUCUGCGUCUCGGCGUCCUCCCGAGUCCCGCGUCCGAGAGAUCCAAACCUGCUUCUGCGGUCGACUUCUCGACUCGGGCAGGUUCUCCUGAGACAAAGAGGAAGCCUCCCGCAUGUUCGGAAUCCGAGGCUCUUGCCUGCACAGUUCGUCGCCAGUGUCGCGGCGCGGAGAGGGCGAAGUGAACAUUCGAGGCGCCCGAGGAGCACCAACCUAAGUGACAAUGUCUGGGCUAUUCAGUAAAUUCAAGGGAGCGUCAUCUGGAAUUACAAGCCCAGGCGGCAUUACCUCCUCCUCGAGCAAGAACAAGAAAGAUGCGGAACCAGAGCCGGACCUCACACCCCUGCAGAAGAUGCUGCAAAAUGCUGGGCCUAUAAGAAGUGAUGGAAGUGAUAAGUUCUUUGGCAUGGAAAAUUUUGGCAAUACAUGUUACUGCAAUUCGAUAUUACAAGCAUUAUACUACUCAGUCCCUUUCCGAGAGCAUGUCGUCAGAUAUCCCCCGCAUUCUCCGUCCGAUACCCCGAAUGGACGCCCGCAAAUCGUUGUUCCUAUAAGAGCUCCAGUACAGAAUGGUGGGGCGGUAUCUCCAGGAAAGGCCAAAGGAAUUUCCGCCGCUGAAGCAAUGAAGAGAAGGUCAACUAUAAAUGCAGGACAACCAUUGUCUCCCCCGGCAGGACAGAGACCGGAAGAUAAACCUGAUUCGCCAGAAUACAAGAAGAAGCAUGCUAUGCUCACAGGCCCUAUAUUGGAGAUGACAUAUGACAACGCGAGUUCAUAUGGGAUGGAGGAAUCAACUUUCACGGCCUUAAAGGACAUAUUCAUGGCCCUGAUUGCGAGUUCUUCACGGUCAGGUGUCUUGAGUCCGCAAAGAUUCUUGGAGAUCUUCAAGCGCGAUAAUGAGAUGUUCCGGACAUCGAUGCACCAGGAUGCUCACGAGUUUUACGGAUUAGUACUGAACGCCGUCAUAUCUACCGUGGAAGCAAAUGCUCAACGGAUUAAGGAGUUGGAUCCACCACAGAAUGAGGACGGUCUAGCUCAAUCAAUGAAGGCUGCGGUGACCUCCGCAGCUUCUGGAAUGGGGCUGUCUAGCGGGACAAGAUCACCAGGGACAGGAUGGGUGCAUGAAAUAUUCGAAGGGGUUUUGACUUCAGAGACAAAAUGCUUGACAUGCGAAACAGCAUCACAACGAGACGAGACGUUCUUGGACCUUCCUAUCGAUUUGGAGGAACACUCAUCAGUCACAUCCUGCUUACGAAAAUUCUCAGCUGAGGAGAUGCUUUGCGAAAGGAACAAAUUUCACUGCGAUAACUGUGGUGGACUCCAAGAAGCCGCGAAGCGUAUGAAGAUCAAACGAUUACCCAAGAUUUUAGCCCUUCACUUGAAGAGAUUCAAGUAUACCGAAGACAUGACCCGCUUACAGAAACUAUUCCACCGCGUUGUCUAUCCUUACCACCUUCGUAUGUUCAAUACCACCGAUGACGCUGAGGAUCCAGAUCGCCUGUACGAGUUGUACGCUGUAGUCGUACACAUCGGCGGUAACGCCUACCAUGGUCACUAUGUCUCGGUCAUCAAAACUCAAGAUCGUGGGUGGCUUCUUUUUGACGACGAAAUGGUGGAACCCGUAGAUAAGCACUACGUACGGAAUUUCUUCGGCGACAGGCCUGGACAAGCGUGUGCAUAUGUUCUGUUCUACCAAGAGACUACUGUCGAAGCCAUGCGCAAAGAACAAGAUGCCGAAGGUCUUGCUGAAGCUGCUCUCUCAUCACAAGGAGCCGACAUAGCUCUAGGACAGCCUCAAUCAGACUCCUCUACCCCCAAGCAAGUCGCCACACCCGACACACCACAGGAUGAUCAGCGUGAGUUCGUAUCCCUCAACAGCGCAAUUUCUAACCCGCUCCCGAAACCGGCCCCCAUUGCAUCCAAACCAGUACCAGGCGUCCUCCCUCACGCAGCAUCAUCACCCGCAGUCCCACAAUUAAGUCCAGGAAAAGUAAAGAGCAAGGUAGAGAAAGCUCGGGAACAAAAAGAGUCCAAAGAAGCCGAGAAAGCCCGGAGAACUGCCGAGAAGGCUGCAGAGAAAGAAAGGGCCAAGGAGGCAGAGAGAGCGAAGAAAGAGUUGGAAAACAAGCGAAGAGAAUACCAACGGACCCAAGCCGAAGAUGUAAAGAAGGCUAUCGCUUUAAGCAAAGCUUCCGCCGCUGCCGAAGAGUCGAAGAGAAAAGAAGCUGCAGGAAUAGGGAAUGGCGGUCCUACUAUCAAAGAAAAGGACCUUGAUAAGUCGUUCGGCCAGGGCGCUUUGAAGUCUCACGGACGGAGUAAGAGUACGAGUCGCAAGAGCUUCGGUUUCUUAGGCAAGCAAGAAAAGAACGGAGAGAAGGAGAAGGAGAAGGCUAGAGGGAAUGAUCAGACGGCAAUUGACAGAGAUCCCGGACCGCCAGAGAAGAAUCAGAAGUCAGCGAGGGAUGGGAGGUUCAGUUUCAGCGGGCUAGGAAAGAAAAGGAGCUCUCUGUUCCGCGGUCCCUGAAAGGCGCGGAUGGUCUUUUGAUGAGAUCGAGUGUGCUCACGGGGUGGGGGCGCCUGUAUAUUUCGCUCCAUCUGGGGUCACUGGAGAGACGAGGCGACCCAAAAUGCCCCAAAAAUAUCAUAAAAUACAGGAUGGCCGAAAAUGGGAGGCGGGAUUAUUAAAUGAAGUACUGGCUGGGGAUAUACCAUAUGGUAUUCAAAAUACCGACGGGAGUUUUGGGGGGCGGGGCAUUGGGCUGAAGUAUGAAUCUGUCGAUUGGAUAGGUACUUACAGCAUAAUAUGUAAGGAGAUAAUCUAAGUAGCCAUCACGAUACGAAUCAGUUCGUCGGCGGAAUAGUAAAAGAACUCCAAAGACAUUUUGCUCAAAUUAG
Messenger RNA from Amorphotheca resinae ATCC 22711, 3035 nucleotides. RefSeq lists its product as hypothetical. Gene Ontology annotation, biological process: protein deubiquitination. NCBI's taxonomy places the organism in Eukaryota, Fungi, Ascomycota, Leotiomycetes, Helotiales, Amorphothecaceae. Gene Ontology annotation, molecular function: cysteine-type deubiquitinase activity; cysteine-type endopeptidase activity. The coding region runs from base 364 to 2664 and encodes 766 amino acids. Gene Ontology annotation, cellular component: nucleus; cytosol. The transcript has 4 exons. The record is from RefSeq and is a predicted model, not a curated record.